Molecule: messenger RNA, 1248 nt
Organism: Fimicolochytrium jonesii
Lineage: Eukaryota; Fungi; Chytridiomycota; Chytridiomycetes; Spizellomycetales; Powellomycetaceae
Product: peptidyl-tRNA hydrolase PTH2-domain-containing protein
Exons: 2
Coding region: 248-940 (230 amino acids)
Cellular component (GO): mitochondrion; cytosol
Molecular function (GO): peptidyl-tRNA hydrolase activity
Source: RefSeq, a predicted model, not a curated record
CCUUUGGAGACUUUCUGACUUUUCCUCGCUUCUUCGGCGACGUCAAUUUCAACCCAGAUUUCAACCCCAGAGCUUCAAAGUUCAGCGCAUUCAGCACUCAGGCAUACCGCAUUCAAGCCAGCAUUUAAGCACUACGCACAACAGUUCCGACAAGUCCCCAAAGCCGCCAUCCUAACCGGCAGUUGAAGCACUAUCUACACUCUCACACCUUCGUCCCCCAUCCGCUCCGCAAGUGAUAUCAUCAAAAAUGAGUCGUCUUCCAUCCCUGCCCUCUGCACUGUCAGCACGUACAUACGCAAGCACUCACGUCGCAACAGCCGCUCUACUCGGUCUAGUCCUCGGUUGGGCUGUCCAACACUGGGCAGUUCCACAAUACAUCUGCCGGUUAGCAAGAAGCGGACGAGAAGUUUCUGGAGGAGCUGGGGCAGGGUUGAAAAAUAGCGGGGUAGUAGGCGAAAAGAGAGACGGUUCUUCAAAGGCGGCGGAGAAGGGUGAAGACAUCCUGAUGGAGGAUGUGGACGGCGAUGACGCAACCACCGACGAAACCGACACGGAUUCCGAGUCCGAGUCCGAGGCCGGAGGCACACGCGAGCACAAGAUGAUCCUAGUAGUUCGCACGGACCUGGGGAUGGGGAAAGGCAAGAUGGCGGCUCAGUGCUGCCAUGCUGCUGUGGCAGCAGUCGACACCGCUCGGAGGACACAGCCUGCCACUCUCAGGCGGUAUGAGCGGUAUGGAGCCGCCAAGGUGGCGGUAAAGUGCCAGUCGGAGGAGGAGCUGAUGGAGUUGUUUGUGAAGGCGAGGAAGGCAGGUCUGAUCGCGGAAUACAUUGAGGAUGCUGGGAGAACGCAGAUCCCGGAGGGAAGUCGGACUGUACUUGCUGUUGGACCAGGCCCAAUAGAAGCUGUGAAUGCCAUUACCGGUCAUCUGAAGCUACUGUAGAAAGGAUUCAGACGAAAGAUAUGGGGCAAUGAAAGGCUUUUACCUGAAUACGACGACUUUCGUAUGGAUGCUGUUGCUCAGCAAGUCGACAGAUGAGGAACUAAUUUAGCGCAUGGCGUAUGAAUAUCGGCGUAUGAUUAUCCCUGGAUCGCACUAGAUAAAGUAGAGAUCAACUAAUAUCACCGUUGUCUUCGAAACACCUUUUUACAAAACGUUGGGUCGACUGGAAGGAGAAAGAGUGGGAAGCGAUCGCUCUGAGGCCGUUCAGUUUUUUGUACAUACUGUACAUAUAUCACACCGGCCCCCCC